AUGUUCGCACAUGAGCUAUGCCAGACGGACACAACGAAGCCUCCGCCACCAAUUGACGAUUCCUUUCCCCAUUCUGCACUGUUGGAGCAGCUUCGCGUGACCGACGUGCAAAGAGUACAACAGUUUUUAACUAAUCGAAAUUUACGAAACGAUAGUAGAUCGUGUUCUUCAACCAUUCCCGCAAAUAUUUCAAGCUAUCGAGCGAAACUUGGCGAGGCACUUGUUGUUUUGGAAAACCUAAAACAUUCAGCGCUGGUAAUGGAUGAUUUGUUACUAAAGGAAGAUGAAUCGGAUCCGAGAUGGAAAGAAGAGCUAGGCCGAACGCAACAAUUGAAGGACGUUUUGUUACGCAUUUUAGAACCGCUGGAAAAUGAUUAUUGCAAGCAACGCUUAAUGCACAAGCUUGCCACACGCAAAAAGAAACGAGCAUGGCAAAAACGACGAAAUCAACGGUUGCAUGAAGAUCGCAAGACGGAACAAGCAGCCCGGACGGAACGCUUAGCUGAAAUAGAUGCAUGGGAGGCUGAAUGGAAGAAUCGGCUAAUCCAGGAACGAGUUGCCCGAGAGGAGUUACACAUGAAAACUCUAAUUCUAACCGACGUACGGCGCAGAAAGGCUAGAGUAAAACGGGUGUUAACACGCUUUGAAAAAGCUGUCCAACUGCAACAGCAAAGACAAAGUGUUUCAAGUAUCCACCCACAGCUAGAAGAACGCACCCUCACCAAAAUGGACACUCUUAUAACAGAAUGGAAGGGGAAGAUGGCAGAAUGUGUUAGGGAAGAGAAACGGCUGAAAGCGGAGCUAAAUCGUCAGUCUACCUGCAACGUAAAUCGCCGGCGAGAGAAUCGUUGGCGUAAGGUUUUGUUUGGAAGUGCUGCUCCUGGCGGAAUGGCUGGCCGUGGGUCCAAAGAAGACUGGUGGCAGCAGCUUAUAACAGUGCGUCGUGCAUGGGAUACGUUUUCCUUGCCAAGCAGUUCGGACGAUAUCCUGAUCCAGAAUGGCAUGCCUAACGAGAAAAAUGUUGCACCUGCCACAUGGGUUUUGCCUCCGGAUCAACCACUACCGGAAUGGGGUGUGUAUCAGGAAACGAAAACAAUUAAACGAUAAGCUAACGGUUCAUCCCUAGGUUUUCAGUAUGCAAAUAAUAAUGUUCAAAUUUUGAAAUGAUCACUAACGACAAAUAAUAAAGCAGUGUGGCGAUGAAAUUAAUGCAACUUAAAAA
This is a messenger RNA of Anopheles funestus (African malaria mosquito), 1222 nucleotides long. RefSeq names its product programmed cell death protein 7-like. The coding region runs from base 1 to 1107 and encodes 368 amino acids. The transcript has a single exon. NCBI's taxonomy places the organism in Eukaryota, Metazoa, Arthropoda, Insecta, Diptera, Culicidae. The record is from RefSeq and is a predicted model, not a curated record.